Messenger RNA from Moneuplotes crassus, 1183 nucleotides. The record is from the annotation of a GenBank genome assembly. NCBI's taxonomy places the organism in Eukaryota, Ciliophora, Spirotrichea, Euplotida, Euplotidae.
AUGAUUUCAUUUAAGCAAAAAUUUGUGACUAGAAUUUGAGCUAGUUAUUACCAAAAGGCUAUAAUAAACACACCUCAGUCAACUCCUAAAGGUGAUCUCAAGACUUUAAGACUGCCUCUUGGACUACCUAAAGAGCUAGAGGAAAUUAAGAGAAAAGUAUUGGAGUCCAAAACAUUUUACGAUGUGCUUCAAACAGAUGAGGGAUUCCUGGCGCUUCAGAGUUUCUUAGUGUCUUACCAGACUAUGUACCUUGACCAGUUUACCUUCCAGACAAUGCUAGGUAACAUCCUUGAGAAUUAUGAUGAGUUUGAAGCCAUCGAGAUCUACGAUAUCUUAGAACCUUCAGGGGGAGGAGUGAUCUCUAUUAAGGAAUUUUACGUUUUUAUUCUCCUAGUCGCAGCUAUCUGUGAUGAAAAGUCUCUAGAAUGCCUCUAUCACCACACUCCUCUGAUAUUCAAGGUUAUCUCAGGUGAUCAGAAGUUCGUUAAUAAAGACAGAAUUGAGAGUAUUUUGAGGAUCGUUGGGUACGACGAAAUCGAAGCGCAAAAGAAAAUCGAUACUUUUGGCUUUACAAAUGAAAGCUUGGUUAAUGAAGAAGACUUUCAAUUACUGUUGUUCUCUAUUUUCAAAGAGAAUACAUCAAAUUUAAAUGAGUUCGAAAUGACACAGGAAGAAAUUAAGAUAGCUGAUGAGGAUAUAACUGAAUCUAUGAGAUUCGAAGAAAUCAAAAAUAAGUUAGAACUCAACUCUAUUGAUCAAUCAGAAGGUCAUGGCAAAUAAGCCAAUCGAAGAAGCUGAUUUCGAAGAUCCGUUUAAUGACAUGCAUUCGCCCAAUGAAGACCUAGCAGGACGGAAAGAGCUGACUAAUGCUCCACUUAAUAAUCCAGAUUAUGAUUCCAACCCUUAUGGAACAAAGGCUUAUUGAACAUCGAAGGGCGGCCACAAUUUAUCGAAUAAUACUCUCCUUAAUAAAGGCAAGAAGAGUGGUAAUCAAAAGUCUAUAGAUCCCUAUGCUGAUCCUCAGUUUGAGAAUGGAGCAUCUUAUCGUUCCAAAAGUCAGAGAUCCAAAAGUCAUAUCUCUCGUGAGAGCAUACACAGUAAGACAGAAGGGCAGAUCCAGACUAACACUCAGACAAGAGAUGAGACUUAUUGAUGAGGUAAGAAGAAAUGAAUUAUAUUUUAA